AUGGAUGCAAAAUUAUCUCGCUAUGCCACUUCUAUUUCUGUUCAAACAGGUAGACAAGAAAUCAUCUCUGAUUUGUUACUUAUGGUAAGGGAGCUAUUGAAAACCUUCUACCAGACAUGUGGAAGGAAGCCAGAACGUAUUAUAUUCUAUCGAAAUAGUGUCUCAGAGAGCAAAUUUGAACUAGUGUUAUAUUCUGAAAUCGACGCAGUAAGAGAAGAUAGGUCAAGAAACUGUCCAGUUGGUACGCUUGUUGAAUCAACAAUAACGCAUCCUUUUGAAUUCGACUUUUAUCUUCAGAGUUACGCUGGAACACAAGGAACUUCAUAUCCUACACAUUAUUACGUAUUGUAUGAUGAAAACCGAUUCAAUGCUGAUUUACUUCAAUCCUUAUCAUACAACUUGUACUAUUCAAAUAUGCGAUGUACAUGUGCAGUUUCUGUUGUCCCACCAGUGCAUUAUGCACAUUUAUUUGGUUCUAGGGUCGGUUUAUAUUCUCAAGGUAAAAAUUAG
Messenger RNA from Funneliformis caledonium, 510 nucleotides. The record is from the annotation of a GenBank genome assembly. Lineage: Eukaryota; Fungi; Glomeromycota; Glomeromycetes; Glomerales; Glomeraceae.